This is a messenger RNA of Rhizophagus irregularis DAOM 181602=DAOM 197198, 336 nucleotides long. RefSeq lists its product as uncharacterized. Lineage: Eukaryota; Fungi; Glomeromycota; Glomeromycetes; Glomerales; Glomeraceae. The record is from RefSeq and is a predicted model, not a curated record.
AUGUGGAACUGGAAUAUUCUCUUAGAAUUAUCAAAUAAAUAUCCACUUUUAGAAUUUACUGGAAUUGAUAAGACAAAAUUAUUUCCCUCAUUAAUUAAACCUAGUAAUUUAAAUUUUAUCCAUGCUAAUAUAUUGGAAGGUUUACCUUUUCAACAAAAUCAUUUUGAUUUUGUUCAUUUAAACAUAGUUGAACCACGUCAUACUAAAGAUCAAUGGGCUUUUAUUAUGAGUGAAUUAAUAAGGGUAGCGAAACCAGGUGGAUACAUAGAAGUAAGUAUAAUAUUUUUACUGCAAGUUUUAUGUCUACAAAUUAAUAUUUUUAUUUCUUUAUUAUAA